Messenger RNA from Coccinella septempunctata (seven-spotted ladybird), 584 nucleotides. RefSeq names its product nuclear protein 1. Gene Ontology annotation, cellular component: nucleus. NCBI's taxonomy places the organism in Eukaryota, Metazoa, Arthropoda, Insecta, Coleoptera, Coccinellidae. The transcript has a single exon. The record is from RefSeq and is a predicted model, not a curated record. The coding region runs from base 111 to 311 and encodes 66 amino acids. Gene Ontology annotation, biological process: negative regulation of cell population proliferation; negative regulation of cell cycle; regulation of transcription by RNA polymerase II.
CAAGGCGCAGAUUCAGUGUUUACAGAGAAACCGAAGCAAUAAGAAGCGAAGAGUGCUGUGCAUUGUUUUAGAAUCGUUUAUUAUCAAGAGAAUUCCAGUGAACUGUCAAGAUGUCUGAAAGUCAUUUCGACGAAUACGAACACUACAAUUUCGCCUACGAUAAAGAGAUAUUUUGCGGUAACAGCGGUAAGCAGAGAUCAAAGAAAGAAGCUGCAGUCCAUACCAACCAUUUCGACCCCAGUGGACAUUCCAGAAAGAUCCUCACCAAGCUGGUCAAUACCGAGCACAACAAGAAGUACGUCAAGCAGUAGGACCUAGUGGUUUUCGAGUUAAAAAGGACUUAAGACGUUUCGAAAGCGAGUCAAGGACUGUGAUAUGAUACAUGCCCAUUGUCGGAAUACAGGCCUCAACAUCAAGGUCAUCGCACCAUCAGUUUAAUAUGGUGGGUCUAAACAAAGACUGUUAAAAUUAUCAAUUUUAUUGGGUAUUUUUCCUCGAUCUUUUUAGAUUGUUACUUUACGCUUUUAAUCUGUUCAAUACAGAAUAUGAUUGAUUAAUUGAAUAAUAAAUUAAGUAUGUGAUAA